Messenger RNA from Rana temporaria (common frog), 805 nucleotides. RefSeq names its product vesicle-associated membrane protein 2-like. The record is from RefSeq and is a predicted model, not a curated record. Bases 216 to 515 code for a protein of 99 amino acids. Gene Ontology annotation, molecular function: syntaxin-1 binding; SNAP receptor activity. The transcript has 5 exons. NCBI's taxonomy places the organism in Eukaryota, Metazoa, Chordata, Amphibia, Anura, Ranidae. Gene Ontology annotation, biological process: SNARE complex assembly; vesicle-mediated transport; vesicle fusion. Gene Ontology annotation, cellular component: plasma membrane; SNARE complex.
AUUCUGCUUGUCCUCGGAUACUGUGUGAAUUAAGCUGCCACUUAAUGAGCCUACUGUUCUGUCUAUACCUAGAAAUGUGUUAAUGAAGAUCUGUCUACCCUCCCGCCUUCUUCUCCAUCUGUAACACACCCUGAGCUGGAGCUACAGACACCAUCCACAGAUCUUAUCUGUGUUCUGCAGGAGAGAAGAGCCAAGAUCUGCCUAGACUCCCUACCAUGUCAAGCUCAGGAGGUCUUCCACCAAGCAGUAACCGUAAAUUGCUUCAAACUCAGGCCCAAGUCGAUGAGGUGGUGGACAUCAUGCGUGUAAAUGUGGACAAGGUCCUAGAUCGCGACCAGAAGCUGUCAGAGCUGGAUAACAGGGCAGAUGCACUCCAGGCCGGGGCCUCGCAGUUUGAGACAAGUGCAGCCAAACUUAAGAGGAAGUACUGGUGGAAGAACUGCAAGAUGAUGAUGGUCAUGGGAGUGGUAUGUGCGCUACUGUUCAUCAUCCUUAUAAUUUAUUUCUGCACUUGAUGCUGUAGGAAAAAUGUAUUCGUUAAAACCUUCUUCACCACUGCUCUUAUUUUGGUGCUUGUGCUUCACUUUCCUUCCUCUUACAGAGGGGGUUCAAUAUUUACACUUACAUUGUUUGGCAAUAAUUUGUAUUGUGAGAAGAAAUCCGAAUGUGACGGAUUUAUUUUGAAUGCAAUGAAACACUGCCAUGGUGACAUUUUAUGUUUUAUGUAUGGAAUUGUCAGUUAUGUGAUCGGAGAUGAUAUUGCAGCCUGAUAUAUAAUAAAACAAAGUUGUUGGGUUUGACCAUA